This is a messenger RNA of Notodromas monacha, 591 nucleotides long. The record is from the annotation of a GenBank genome assembly. NCBI's taxonomy places the organism in Eukaryota, Metazoa, Arthropoda, Ostracoda, Podocopida, Cyprididae.
AUGCUGGUCAUCGUGUCCUGGGUCAGCUUCUGGCUGGACCACACCGCAGUGGUGGCCCGCGUGUCCCUCGGAGUGACCACCCUGCUCACCAUGGCCACGCAGAGCAGCAGCAUCAACGCCUCCCUGCCGCCGGUGUCCUAUUCCAAGGCCAUCGACGUGUGGACCGGCGCCUGUCUCACCUUCGUCUUCGGCGCCCUGCUGGAGUACGCCCUCGUCAACUACGCGAGUCGGCUCACGGCCCGGCGCCGGAAACGCACCGCUGCUGAAGCCCGGCGUCGCGCGGAGAUUGAGGCCGCCGCCAUGGAGGCCGCCGGGAUGGACCCCGAGGGACCUGGAGGCGCCUUCGCUGCUAUGAAGCCCCUGAUGCACCACCGGAGCCAGGAAUUCAUGAUGCACAAUAACGUGCACUGCAGUCUGCACGUGCCUCGUCCCCCGCGUCGCUGCUUCUUUUUCCGCUGGCUGGACAAGUUCAGCACCUUGUCCAAGAAGAUCGACAUCAUGUCUCGCAUCAGCUUUCCUCUCCUCUUUGCCUUCUUCAACUUUGGCUACUGGACCAAGUACCUGUACAUUGAGAAAGACCACGACGACUAA